UCUAUGGUGGUGCCUCCGGGGCAGCACGGAGAGCUGGGGAUUAAUGAACAUACCUAGUUUCCCAGGGUAGGUUCGUUUAACCUGCAGAGACGCAAUUGCCAUGGCUCUACAAGAAACACGUAGAAACUUGCUGAAAUAUGUAAAGUGACAGUCUGAACAAACGGAUUUUCAUGAGAGAAGAUACAUAAGAACGAGAAUCAAGAGAUUGCUGCCACCCGGCCAUCUGACGUCCCGUAGGCUGGCACGCCAUCUCACAUCUCACUGUUGUCAAAAGCGGCGUCUUCGCUAAAAAAAAAAAGAAGAAAAAAAAGUUGCGUCAUCUGUCCUGAGGCAGACUGGGGCAGAGUUUCUAGGACAACCCCUCCGAGGAGAGCGAAACAUGCAUUUCCCGCUGAUCAGCUGAGCUAAAGCGCCUGUAAUGAGGAGACGCUGAACGCAUACGCUGCACAGGAGCCGCAGCCCAGCCGCCGCGUUGAUCACAGAGGAGACAGAGAGACUGCGAACGGUGAAUGGAAAGAAGUGAGGGAGAGAAUCCUGCCUCAGUGCACCGAAGGGAAAUACAGUAAAUCAGAAAAGAAAUCAUCAUUAUCUUAAAAACUAGAGAGGCAACCAGGAGAAAAAAAAACGAACUUGAUCAUCACGCGUAGUAAAUCUCGCCCGGCGGACAGCAACUUAGUUAAAUACAAUCAGCAAACAACUGCUGGAUAAGCACAGUAACCCUGCCCAUCAGGCUGGAGUGCAUUGUGAGAAGGAACCCCAGUCUACUCCAGCCCUUCUCCUCCUCCUCCUCCACCAUGCAUAUGAACAGCCUGCUGAAUCAGUGCAUUGAUAUUCCAGCGAUGUGUGAGACGGGGAUCGUCUCUUCGGAGCCGACAAGUCCUACUCAGUUCUACGGGGAAUCCUCCGACACCUAUUAUCAUGUGGACCGCUGGCAAAAACUCCGGACCGCCGUCCGGAAGCUGGAGUUCUGGGAGAACUUCAGUGCCGAGCUGAUCGGGAGCGGCUUCUUCUCCAAAGUGUACAAGGUGAUUCACAACACCACGCGUAAAGUGAUGGUUGUGAAGAUCUACAAGAAGGACGUGGACCAGGACACCAUAGUCCGAGAGAUCAGCCUCCUGCAGAAGCUGUCUCACCCCAACAUAGUCAGAUAUCUGGGCAUCUGUGUGAAAGAAGACAAGCUAUACCCAAUCCUGGAGUAUGUAAACGGAGGCUGUCUGGAGGAGCUCCUCGCCACUAAAGAGAUCUCGCUGUCCUGGAGAGAGAAGGUGGACCUGGCCUCUGACAUCACCAGAGGAAUGAUCUACCUGCACUCCAAGAACAUCUACCACCGGGACCUCAACUCCAAGAACUGCCUGAUCCGUGUGACUCCGCGGGGGAGGGAGGCCCUGGUCACUGACUUCGGGCUGGCCCGGGAGGUGGUGGAGCCGCCGGUGAAGGACCCCGAGAGGAAGCUGUCUCUGGUGGGCUCCGCGUUCUGGAUGGCCCCUGAAAUGCUGCGAGGAGAGCCGUAUGACAGGAAGGUGGAUGUGUUCUCAUUCGGGAUCGUCCUGUGUGAGAUACUGGGGAGGAUCACGGCUGAUCCCGAGGUGCUGCCCAGGACGCAGGACUAUGGGUUGAACGUGGCAGCUUUCCAGGAGUUGGUGAGCGAGUGUCCUCAAAGAGUGCUGGAGCUGGCCAACAGCUGCUGCAGGAUGGAAGCGUUUAAAAGGCCGUCUUUCACAGAGCUGCUGGAUGAGCUGGAGGAGGCUAUGGAAGGCCUGGAGCCCAGCAAAGUCAGCCAGGUAACCCAGGCAACCCAGGGGACCCAGGUAACCCAGGCGACAGGGUGAAGCUGACCCCGGCACUGCCUGAGCAGUGCGACACAAUACAAGACAAUAAACCACAGCCUCAGUGUUAAAGGGGUCUCCUCCACCCAGGAUCUGUUCAUAAAGAAGACGGUGUUAUACUGAAAUUCAAUCCGUACCGUUUGCAACCGCGAGCAGCAUUUCGCAAGACUGCCCCCCAUCAUGUGUGUGUGUGAAGCUGAACGAGCAAGUCAGCAGACCUGGUCCGGGUUUACAGCUCCAGUGUAGCGGCUUCUUGCUGCACUUCAUUUCCUUCCGGUGCACUUUACUUCUGUCCUGCACAGCGUUUAGCUGGGUGGCAACUGCCUUAACAAUACGACCCAACAUCAGAGUGAGCCCCUGCCCUCUCAGCCAGUACCGCUCUCCAGCAACAGAUAUUACCAUAUUCCUAUAGAGUAUACUAAAAAGAACCUUAAAGACUCCACAACCCCCCCUGCUGGGAGAGUCGGGAUCUACAGUGAAUAAGUGAAGGGCCCUUAUACAGUCCAAUACUGUUCUUGUACAAUGCAUGUCAACAUGGUGUGACCAUGAAUUGACCAAAUGAGUGCGUUAUCACAUGAGGAAACAUCAAGGGAGCACUGUAUUGCAUGUGUGCCACAGAGGCACACACUUUCCAUUGUAAAGACUUGUUAAAAUCUUAAAUCUGCUGAUAAAAUCUAAAUAUUUAAGCUAUGUAUUUUUCAAACAGGAAUGCAUUGCAGUACGUGUCUGUGUGUGUGCGUGCCAUUUUCAGAUUGUUAAAUGCCUGAUGUGCCUCGAUUUACUGAAACAUUUUCCACCUGCGCUCAAACAAACAGCAGCCGUGGCACGGCCACUUCACUGAACAGAACAAUGAACGUGUCCCUCUCUCUCUGCGCCUCAAAUGCAAAGCAUGCAGACACAUCUCUCCAAGGUACCUGCUGAGCAAUCACGUUGUGCAAUUUAAAAUCUGACCUAUUUACACAAUGAUUAGCGAAAUAAUAUGGCAGCAUCUUCAUAAUGAUCGGCAAUACCCUGCUAGUGUGUGGAAGCUUUCAACAAUACAAUAAAACACAGUGCGACCUAGUAUUGCGUUUUCCUGGAGAGGAGACAGCAAUCCCCAGAUCCCAUGUCAGGGAAGCAGAGGACUCAGCUUGCUGCUUUAUAAAAAUCUUCAUACUGCCCAUGGCUAAUGGAAGGAAACGGCAACCUCGCUCUCUGUCUUUAAGCCCAGGAUCAUUAACUUCAAUAGAGAGUCCGAUAUCCACAUUAUCUGAUGUGUGGCUCGUUGUCCAAACCCCUCGUGUAGUAUUUAGAUAUACAGUAAGAAGUCAUUCAUGCAAUUAGCUGUUACGAGCUACAAUUACCAUCCCUGUAUUUUCUCAGCAGGGUGAUAAGUAUGUUGGUUCAUGCAGUUAAAGUAUAUUGUAUAUUAUUGAUAACCGCAGUAGUUAACCCUAUAGUCAUCUGUAUGUUCAUGUUCCACUGCCUGACGCGAUUGUACAUAGCUGUAAAUAACUGUUGUACAUACUUGGUAAAGCCUGUAGGAUUUCUGUUUGAUACUCGCUGUAGCCGUUAUUUAAACUGCAGUUUCAAUGCAGACACACGGAGUGUCCUUUUAAAAGGUUUAUUUUUCAUUUGCAACAAUUUUGUGAAACGUUCAGGACAGCUUGUUGAAUAUCCGUGAUAGCGAGGGGCUUGCUGUCUGGGUUUGUAGCCCCUGGUCUAUGUUCUGUGUGUACGUGGGUUUGAUAUAACCUGAAAGCAAUUGUUUUAAGACUUCUCCUAAAUGCUUGCUCAUAAAUAUUUUUAUUAUUGUGUGUUUUUGAUUGUAGUUUUUACAAGAAAACUAAAACUGACUAACAGUUAACAUGGGCACAGCCAAUGGAUUUGCGUGGUAUAUAUUGAUAUAUGUAUGUAUGGGAAUAACAGUAAAGUCAUGUGAUCUGCAAAUAAAUACGUUUUGCACUUAA
Polyodon spathula (Mississippi paddlefish) is the source of this 3775-nucleotide messenger RNA. RefSeq names its product dual specificity testis-specific protein kinase 1-like. The transcript has 10 exons. The record is from RefSeq and is a predicted model, not a curated record. Lineage: Eukaryota; Metazoa; Chordata; Actinopteri; Acipenseriformes; Polyodontidae. Bases 795 to 1829 code for a protein of 344 amino acids. Gene Ontology annotation, molecular function: protein serine/threonine kinase activity; ATP binding. Gene Ontology annotation, biological process: protein phosphorylation; actin cytoskeleton organization. Gene Ontology annotation, cellular component: nucleus; cytoplasm.